GUUUUAAAAAGCUCAGCCUGUGGAGGGCUGUGAUCCGCAUACCACACAGUGUGUGUCCCGACAGAGACCCCUGAAACAAUCCGGGGGUCCACAUCUCAUCAAAUGUCUUAGAAAAUAAUAAUAAUCAAAAAGCUGGAUGACUGCAAAGAGCUCCGUUAGAUGAAAGUCUGAAGAGGACGCGGUUCUUCUGGCCCAUGGAAUAAAACCAGGUCUGCUAAACAUCAUGUCAGGAAAAUCAGAUGUGAAAAAUAAGUGGGCGACAGUCAGGGACCGCCUGGGCUCCUCGCAGGACUCGGACACCCAGCAGGAGGCCAACCUGGAGAGUGCCGACCCAGAGCUGUGCAUCCGACUCCUGCAAGUCCCCACUGUUGUCAACUACUCUGGGCUGAAGCGCCGCCUGGAGGGCAGCGACCAGACAUGGAUGGUCCAGUUCCUGGAGCUGAGCGGGCUGGAUCUCCUCCUGGAGGCUCUGGACCGACUCUCGGGUCGGGGAUGCUCUCGCAUUGCGGACGCCUUGCUGCAGCUCACGUGCGUCAGCUGCGUCCGCGCGGUGAUGAACUCAUCGGCGGGGAUCCACUUCAUUAUAGAGAACGAGGGAUACAUUCGGAAGCUCUCACAAGCUUUGGACACGUCAAACAUCAUGGUGAAGAAGCAGGUGUUUGAGCUUCUUGCAGCCCUCAGCAUAUUCUCAGCCGAAGGUCACUGUCUGGCGCUCGACGCCCUGGAUCAUUACAAGGGUUUGAAGGCACGUCAGUAUCGUUUCAGCGUGAUCAUGCACGAGCUGCAGGCCACGGAUAACGUCCCAUACAUGGUCACGCUGCUCAGUGUCAUCAACGCGCUCAUCUUCAGUACAGACGACCUGAGACAGAGAGAUAAAAUAAGAAAGGAGUUUAUCGGCCUCCAGCUGCUUGACAUCCUGCCGAAAUUAAGGGAGCAGGAGGACGAAGACUUGAUAAUUCAGUGUGAAGCUUUCGAGGAGGCGAUGGCGGAGGAUGAGGAGGAGCUGCUGCGAGUGUAUGGAGGGAUUGACAUGAGCGAUCACCAGGAGGUUUUCACCGCACUCUUCAACAAGGUGAGCAGCUCUCCAGCUUCCCUCCAGCUACUGUCCAUCCUGCAGACAAUGAUGGUGCUCGGACCGGUCCGCACAGACAUCUGGCUGGCUCUUGAGGCUAUCACUAACAGAGCCAUACUCCUCGCCCAGGACUCUCAGAUGGAGUCCUGCGAGAAGAUCCUGCAGCGGCUGAUGCUUUUCAAACGGAGGAGCAGCAGCUUCGUGUCGGGUCGCCACGAUGUCGACGAGCUCGUGGUGAAGGUGGACAAGGCCGUGCAGACUGACCUGCACAGACGAGACGAAGACAAGCCGGACAUGGUCACUCGGAAGUUACCGUGUGCCCCACCUCCACCACCUCCUCCACCACUACCUGGAGGGCUUGGCAGUCCCCCACCACCUCCUCCUCCACCAUUACCAGGAGGGUUUGGCAGUCCCCCACCACCACCUCCUCCACCAUUACCAGGAGGGUUUGGCAGUCCCCCACCACCUCCGCCACCUCCUCUAAUGCCUGGAAUGUCUGCCCCGCCUCCUCCACCACCAUUACCAGGGAUGGGGGGUGCACCACCGCCACCUCCACUCUUACCUGGGAUGCUUCCUCCACCACCUCCUCCCCCUGGCUUGAUGGUGGCUCAGAGCGCCCAGGCGCUGGACUCCUGCACGCCGGGGAAGCCGAGCAGAUGUCCCACUCUGAAGAUGAAGAAGCUCAACUGGCAGAAACUCCGUCGAGUUUCAGAUGGCCAGUCCAUGUGGGCCUCGGUUCAGAAAGAAAUGCCUCCUCACGAGCCAAACUACAGCAGCAUCGAGGAGCUGUUCUGCCUCCCAGUGAUCGAGCCCAAAGAGAAGGGGGCCGCUACUCCUGCCAAGAAGGAGCCCAAAGAGAUAACGUUCAUUGACCCGAAAAAAAACUUGAAUAUGAACAUAUUUCUGAAACAGUUCAAAUGCAAAAAUGAGGAGUUUGUUGCCAUGAUCCAGAAGGGAGAUCGCAGAAAGUUUGAUGUAGAGGCACUAAAACAACUUCUUAAGCUCCUGCCGGAGAAGCAUGAGAUUGAAAAUUUGAAGUCUUUCCAAGGGGAGAAAGACAAGUUGGCGAAUGUAGACCGUUUCUACACUUCCCUCUUGACUAUUCCAUGCUAUCGGCUAAGAAUUGAAUGCAUGUUGUUGUGCGAGGAGACAACGUCAGUGUUGGAGAUGCUUAGACCCAAAGUGAGGCUGGUGGAGGAGGCUUGCCAAUCUCUCAGAACGAGCCCACUACUGCCGAGCUUCUGCAGACUCAUCCUCGAUGUUGGAAAUUUUCUCAAUUAUGGGAGCCACACAGGGAAUGCUGAGGGGUUCAAGAUCAGCUCUCUGCUGAAGCUCACAGAGACGAAGGCCAACAAGAGCCGCAUCACGCUGCUCCAUCACAUCCUGGAGGAAGCGGAGGCAAACCACCCGGAGCUGUUGGCUCUGCCUGAUGAUAUACAGAUAUGUGAAAAAGCAGCAGGAGUCAAUCUGGACUCUAUUCAGUCAGAAAUCAGCACUUUGCUAAAACAGCUGAAUGAGACCAUUAAGAAAAUGUCCAACUCUGAGGACGAGGUGAAAGAGCAGUACGCAGAAAUUCUUGAGGAAAACCAAAAAGCGUGUCAAGCUUUAAGUAAAAGAUUCGUUGAGAUUGAGAAGAAGAAGAGCGAUCUGGCCGACUACUUAUGCGAGGACGUGAAUCAGCUGUCGCUCGAGGAGCUCCUCGGAACCAUCAAGACUUUCCGAGAACUUUUCGUCAAGGCGCUGAAGGAAAACAAAAUGAGAAAAGAACAAGCAGCCAAGGCUGAGAAGAGAAAAAAGCAGCUGGCAGAAGAGGAGGCCAAGAGACAGAAAGGAGAAAAUGGAAAAAUAAUCAAGAAAGGCAUUAUGCCCCAAAACGAUGGCUGUAUCAUCGAUCACCUGCUGGCGGAUAUCAGGAAAGGUUUCAGCCUGAGAAAGACCCGGCCAAGGUGCGAUUCGGAAAACCUCCCUUCUAGUGAAAUGCGUAGAGAUACCUGCCCACCUGAGUCAAAUGUGAAGUCUGUGGACGAAAAAAACGCCGAAGCGGACACCACUUCCGCUCCCUCCAAACCACAGAAAGAGGAUCGCCAGCGUCUCGUAGGCGAAGUGAAUGGGUUCAGCAGCCCGUCAGAAGAGACUACGCCAGAUCAACGGCUCACUGUGGCACAAAGUGGGACGGCUGCGCCCCCCAACACCCCCGCAGAAGAGCCAGCCACAGUGACGCGGGUGCCCCUGGACAGACCUGUGCAGCUACAGGAUGGUCACCCAGAGACGCCUGCAGCAUUAAGAUCAGAUGAGACGCCGCCUCAGUCUGUGGGGCAGGUUCCACCUUCUCUGUCCACAAAUGGCUUCUCUUUAGACUCAACAGACACUAGUGUCCUCAGUCCAUCAUCGCUGUCGGACUCGGACCAGGCAGAGGACACGGUGGGCUCGUCCAGCCUGGUGUCUGAGAAGGCGACACCUGAAGAAUCUGGAAACUUCACCCAAGAAAGUUCAUCUGACACAGACUUUAAUGUGAAACACAGCAGUGUAACGGAAGACAAAGAGUUAUGCCACGAGAAAAGCUUUAUAUCAGAAGUGGUGGGACAAGACGUGACCGACGACGGACAAUGUGUGAUUGUGAGAACGAGUGAAGGUUUGAGUGACAGACAUUCAGAAGCUAAAGCCGGUGUGGUUCAGUUCGAUGAAGGCAUCACUAAGUGCGAUGUCCAAGAUGAGCCAGAAGAUGUGCCACCAGCCUCCGAAGCCAUGUCUCCUCUUAAACUCGAACCAAAGAAAUCGCUCAAGCUCUUUAAGCGAAACAAAAAGAGCAAUCCAGGUAACAGUGGGAAAGGACAUAAACAUAAAACGGGCUGUGUGUUGCAGUGAGGCGACUCCAGAAAAAGGAAAGCGCGAGGAAAAAGAAAAUGUUAACCAUGUGCUAAUGGGAGUUCUGAACUGGAAAGACUUAUUUUUGUGGGAAAACGCACAAAAACUGACGGAAGACGAAGUUCUGCAGAAGAAAACUCUGAUUCAGACCUGGAGUUCUCACGGGAUGGAUUUCAACUUGUCACUUUAUGUAAAAUGGUUCUAAAAAAGAAAAAAAAAAUGUAUUUAUAUAUUUCUAUGUUUGUAUCAUUGUAAAAAGUGAAUUGUGUUUUUGCUAUGAGUUCUGGUUAACUAGCAACACCCAUAAGGGUGAAAGUAUUUGCAAGAUAUUUACCUAAUCAAACCUGCUUGUGUCUUAAAUUCUUCUAUAUGCUAUUUAUCUACAGAAGGACAAAUAAU
Messenger RNA from Nematolebias whitei (Rio pearlfish), 4336 nucleotides. It is a transcript of the gene inf2, whose product is annotated as inverted formin 2. Bases 224 to 3937 code for a protein of 1237 amino acids. NCBI's taxonomy places the organism in Eukaryota, Metazoa, Chordata, Actinopteri, Cyprinodontiformes, Rivulidae. Gene Ontology annotation, molecular function: small GTPase binding; actin binding. The transcript has 23 exons. The record is from RefSeq and is a predicted model, not a curated record. Gene Ontology annotation, biological process: actin cytoskeleton organization.